Ananas comosus (pineapple) is the source of this 1235-nucleotide messenger RNA. RefSeq lists its product as uncharacterized. The transcript is spliced from 3 exons. Bases 226 to 942 code for a protein of 238 amino acids. The record is from RefSeq and is a predicted model, not a curated record. NCBI's taxonomy places the organism in Eukaryota, Viridiplantae, Streptophyta, Magnoliopsida, Poales, Bromeliaceae. Gene Ontology annotation, biological process: protein dephosphorylation. Gene Ontology annotation, molecular function: protein tyrosine/serine/threonine phosphatase activity.
GCCACCACUGCUUGUAAUUUACCCUUUUCUCCUUUAACUUCCGUUGUUUCGGGAAACGAGGAAUACAUGGCGAGCUCCUCUUCUCCACCUCUCGCCUCCAAUGGCGACGCCCUCGUGAGCUCGAGCGCCUCGCGGCAUCCUCUACUCCCCCUCCCCCCUCCCUCUUCUUCCAAUUAGGUGAUUAGACAGUAAUUUGGGAUUAAAGUGUUUGACGGAGAACCAAGAAUGGGAAUAUCCAAGAUGGUUGGUUUGGCAGCAGCAACGCUAUUCUUAGCAUCUAUUUGCCUGAAACUGUCCCGCAACACAUUGAUCAUGGUGCCUAUCCUGUUCGACUCAUUGAUUGCUUCUUUGGUUGCUGUUGCAUCUCAUAAUUCAGUUAACUUUCCGUUAAUCUUGGGAAAGAACUCUGAUGGGAGAUUCCCUCUCUGGUCAAAACUUAUCUUUGCGCCAUUUUUGCUGCUUGUUCGGGCCUAUGUAUAUGUGAGAAGAUUGAAGAGCAAAGAACCAGUAUAUAAUGAAAUUUCUGAAGGUUUAUAUGUAGGAGGGUGGCCUUAUUCUUUAGACCAGUUGCCACCUGGUGGACCGGCAGUUAUUGAUUGCACAUGUGAAUUACCGAGAAGUUCCUUUAUUCCAAAGGAUGAAUAUCUAUGCAUUGCUACAUGGGAUACAAGGUCUCCUUCACCAUCACAAAUUGAAUCUGCAGUUCGUUGGGCGUGUAGAAAAAGGGCCGAGAGGAAACCCAUCUACGUCCACUGCGCAUUUGGCCAUGGAAGAAGUGUCUGCAUCAUGUCUGCCCUUCUGGUUGCGUUAGGUCUGGCUGAUAACUGGAAAGAAGCUGAGAAGAUUAUUCGGGAAAAAAGACCAAAAAUCAGAAUGAAUGUUCUUCACAGGAGAAACUUGGAAGAAUGGUCCAAAUACAGGCUUUCAUCAAAAACAGGGUAGCUAAUUUUGCUCUCACCUUUGUGACUAUUUAUGUGCCUUGGAGAAGCAUCUAUCCUGCAACUUUCCCUACAUAUUUUAGCUUUAAAAUGGAUCUCUUUAUGCAAACAAUGGUCUAUUGUGAGCCAUUAGGUAUGCUGAAGCCGACAUGUCAGUGUUUUUAGUCUUAUGCUUCUAUCUUGAGUAAUCGCCAUUCAUGCAUGCUUGUUUACCUUUUCCUUGUGAAGCCACUUCCGUUUGUUUCAGAUUUUUGCUGAUACACACAAACAAUAUAUAUUUAGAGACAUCUUUAUAUA